Molecule: messenger RNA, 2027 nt
Organism: Zeugodacus cucurbitae (melon fly)
Lineage: Eukaryota; Metazoa; Arthropoda; Insecta; Diptera; Tephritidae
Product: putative inorganic phosphate cotransporter
Exons: 4
Coding region: 239-1873 (544 amino acids)
Biological process (GO): transmembrane transport; monoatomic anion transport
Cellular component (GO): plasma membrane
Molecular function (GO): transmembrane transporter activity
Source: RefSeq, a predicted model, not a curated record
AGAAUAGUUAACGCAGUUCACCACUUGACAGCGGCGCGAACAGUUGGAAGUUUUCGCGGUAAUUUUAGUAACUCGCUGAAAGUGUAGCGUGAAAACAACAGUGACAACUUAAUGAAAGCGGCGAAAAAUAUUAAUUAAUAAAUAACUAAGGAAUUGAAGCUGAAGUUAAUGAGUUUUGUUGCGCACAGUGAAACUGGUACUUGCUGCUACAGCUGUUUUCAAGUGUUCGGCGGUCAAAAUGACAACAACAGUAGUUAAAGGUCCUUGGUUUGGCAUACGCCAUCUGCAGGCAUUGUUGAUAUUCUUCAAUAUUGUGGUCGUCUAUUUUAGUCGAAUAAAUGUCUCCGUUGCGGUGGUGGCAAUGACCAAUGCUAAUACAACGAAUCCAAAUUUCCCGGAAUACGAUUGGAAUGAGAAGCACAAAUCAGUGAUCAUUUCGAGUUUUUAUUGGGGUUACAUCUUCACACAAUUCCCCGGCGGCUAUCUGAGCCGACGUUUCGGCGCAAAAAUCGUUAUGUUCGGCUCGACUAUUUGCUCAGCCAUUUGCUGUGUUUUGACGCCGCUAUUAAUCUCACUUGGCGGCUGGCAAGCUUACUGCGCGAUACGCAUAAUAAUGGGUCUCGCCCAGGGUGUGAUCUUCCCGGCGAUACAUCAACAUCUGGGCAAAUGGUCACCGCAAAAGGAACGCAAUUUUCUGGGCACCAUUAGUCACUGCGGCACAGAUUGUGGUAUUAUUUUGUCGAUGGGUGUAAGUGGUCUCAUAGCGAGCAGUUCGAUUGGCUGGCCUGGUAUAUCGUAUGUGUCGGGCGGUGCUUGCUUCGUUUGGUGUGUCAUUUGGUUAAUCUUCGGUUAUAAUAAUGCGCCGUCGGCACGCUUUAUAACGCCUGAAGAACGUGAGUACAUCGAAUCCGAUCUGUUGCGUGAGGAUAACUUUCAUAAAAAGAAUAUACCAGUGCCAUGGUUGGCGAUCUUCACCUCAGUGCCAUUCCUCAGUUUGCUGGUGGUGCGUUGCGCACAAGCUUGGGGCUAUACAACGCUGCAAGCAGAGAUACCGUCCUAUAUGGCGGGGGUAUUGAAUAUGAAUAUAAAGAGUAAUGCACUCUUCUCGGCGCUACCGUAUGUGGCAAUGUUUUGUUUAACAUUCGUGUAUCUCUUCUCGGCUGACUUCAUCAUUGCCAAACGCCUGCUCACGCUAACAGUACUGCGUAAAGUCUGUAACACGUUUGCAUUGUGGAUACCGGCUGGCAUUAUGAUCGGCAUUGGUUUUCUGGAUGAAGAACAAAAGACGCUGGCGAUCGUAUUAAUGAUUUUGAAUGUCGGUUUUAAUGCCGGUGCUACAAUUGGCAGCACUUUGAAUACGAUCGAUCUGUCCUCGAAUCAUGCCGGUGUACUGAUGGGAAUUGUCAAUACCAUUGCCAAUUUUGUGCCCAUCGUGACACCACUUUUGGUGGGUGUCAUUGUAACCGAUGAGCACGAUCGCACGCUUUGGCAAAUUGUUUUCAUUAUUGCUGCGGCUAUAUUCUUCUUUGGAAAUUUGGUUUAUAUUUUAUUUGGAUCUGCGCUAACACAACCUUGGGAUGCACCAAACUUCCUAACACGUGAAAAUGUUGAAGGUUCGAAUAAUGAUUGUUCUAAGUCUGAACUGAAUGGUAAACAGUUAUUGACUUCAACGGGAGAUGGUGAUAAAGUAAAUAGCAUUGUUACCCCAGAAGUAGUAACCGCGGAUAAAGUUACAAAUAACGGUGCUCUAAAUCAUGCGUUUGAGUUGAGCGAGAAACCGGAGAAUCGCUCAGUUGAAACACCACAGUCAGAUCUCACGUAUAAUGACAAAGGAACAGUACGAGAUGGCGAUAAUGCUGUGAAGCAUGACUAACGGUAAAUGAGUUAGUUGCAGGAAAAACAUAGUUUCAACUUUGUUUUGUUAAUAUUUUUGUUAUUUUUAUUUAGAACAUUUAGUUUAUAUAAUCAAACCAAGUCAAUUUAAAAUAUCAAUUAAUGAGUAGAUAAAGUACGUAUGUUAUGUAGUU